Messenger RNA from Paramisgurnus dabryanus, 692 nucleotides. The record is from RefSeq and is a predicted model, not a curated record. Lineage: Eukaryota; Metazoa; Chordata; Actinopteri; Cypriniformes; Cobitidae.
GAGUGGAGGUUUUAAAUAAAAAUCAAUGGGGAACUGUAUGUGAUGCUGGCUGGGAUUUAACAGAUGCUGCAGUGGUGUGUAAUAGCAUGGGUUGUGGGACUCCAAUAGCAGUAAAGACAGGAGCUUUCUUUGGACAGGGCUCAGGACCCGUGUGGCUAGAUAGUGUGAAUUGUACUGGGAAUGAGCCAUCAGUGAAAAAUUGUUCAUCAAAGCCAUUAGGAACAAGCACCUGCAGCCAUGGACGAGAUGCCGGAGUCAUCUGUAACCCUUCAGUUAGGUUGGUGAAUGGUGAGAACUCAUGUUCUGGACGAGUGGAGGUUCUUCAUAAUGGGACAUGGGGAACAGUGCAUCAGGACUACUGGGACUCUACUGAUGCUGCAGUGGUGUGUAAAGAGUUGGGAUGUCCGACCGGUGCUGAAACAAAAAUGUAUUCCUUCUUUGGACCUGGUGUAGGAACAAUAUGGAUGGAUGAUGUUCAGUGUACAGGGACUGAAUUGUCACUUAAGGAGUGCAGUUUUCGUGGAUGGUCAUCAUACAACUAUGAUCAUUCAUUUGAUGCUGGAGUCAUCUGUCGAGGUAUUAGACUGGUUAAUGGAGAUAAUAAGUGUUCUGGAAGAGUGGAGGUUUUAUAUAAUAAUCAAUGGGGAACCGUCUGUGAUGCUGGCUGGGAUUUAACAGAUGCUGCAGUGGCG